UUUCCGAGCCUUGUGGGUUUAAGAAGUCGAUGUUUACGGCGGCGAUUAAGAGGAGGGGGUGGUGAUUUUUGUCUGUGGUGAAGGUGGAAUGUUUGUUUUUCUUUUCUUGAUCCUUUUGGCUGGAGCAAUUUGCUUACCCAUUGGCAUGAUUUUAUACCUUUCCAUUAGUUUCGGCGUACAAAUACUGUUAUUGUAUAUACUUCUUCCCUUCUGCAUGCCCCCCGUGAUUUUCUAUUCCCCUCUUGUUAUACACAUUCAAGCAAGUACGCACCUUGGAUACUGUAUAAAGGUGCGAGAUGCUUUAUGCCUCAAUGAGUUCAAACCUGUUCGUAAUCAAAACCAGUAUUUAUUGACUCCAUCGAGUUAUCAAUCAGGAUCAAAAGACCACAAUACAACCAAGGAAAAUCAGGUAACAUUCUCGAAUCGAUCACAAGCAGAAACACAUAAGAGGAAUUAGACACAAAUAUUGAAAGGAAAUGAACACCAUCCAUCCAUACGCUGAAGAAUUUUAAGAAAGAGAAG
Molecule: messenger RNA, 522 nt
Organism: Aspergillus alliaceus
Lineage: Eukaryota; Fungi; Ascomycota; Eurotiomycetes; Eurotiales; Aspergillaceae
Exons: 1
Coding region: 89-457 (122 amino acids)
Source: RefSeq, a predicted model, not a curated record